Molecule: messenger RNA, 1218 nt
Organism: Dichomitus squalens LYAD-421 SS1
Lineage: Eukaryota; Fungi; Basidiomycota; Agaricomycetes; Polyporales; Polyporaceae
Product: WD40 repeat-like protein
Exons: 8
Coding region: 1-1218 (405 amino acids)
Molecular function (GO): protein binding
Source: RefSeq, a predicted model, not a curated record
AUGCAACCCGCAGACAAGUCCCAUUUCCUACGCUCAGAAGCCGAGCUUAGGCUAGAACAAUCUCGCAAAGACAAAGCAGAGCGGAUAAAGGACCUCGGCUCGCCGAUAGAGAUUACCGGGAAAGCAUUGGCGGUUCAUAUCCGCGACAACGUCGCUUGGAUUGCAGAGAACACGACUGUUGUCAGGAAGCUCGACCUUGAGACAGGCAAAACUUUGCGACUUUUUAGAGGACACGCUGCGCCGGUAACUUCAUUGGCAUUUGUCGAUCGGGUCCCAGGAAGUGGCAAGGGUGACCUCCUCAUCACGAGUUCAUGGGAUAAAACAAUCAAAGUCUGGGAUGUAGAGACAAAGCAAAUCAUUUCUUCCACAGAUGGGCAUUCAGACUUUGUAAAGGCCAUCCAUGCUAUACCCUCACUAGGCCUGUUAGUUUCAAGUGGAUCUGACAAGGUCGUCCGGCUUUGGGAUCUAUCGUCAGUUGCCGACGGGCGGCCCUUGAGAACAGUAGGGAUCCUGACCGGGCAUACACGCCCGGUCGAGUCCCUUGUUGCACGCGUUCUCUCAGAGAAAGCUGCGGUACUUUACACCGCAGAUACGAUGGGCAUCAUCCGGGUGUGGAAUAUCGCGAAGGAAGACAACCUCGACUCCCAGUGGAAGAUCGUGCCUACAGGCGAGCUCAAGCACCACCGAACGGGCGUGAAUGAGAUGAUCGUUGGAGAUGGUCACCUUUGGACAGCAUCGACGGAUGAGACGGUGCAAAUUGUCCCUGAUCCCACCCUUCCACCCACUCCGGGGGCGAAACCUAUCCCACCAAUCCAGCACGCGACCGCCGUCAAGGCCAUCCUGCCUUUGCCCCUCACUGUACUCGGGGAGCCGUAUCUGUUGACCGGAACAGGCGCAGUCAUCCGAGUGUACGACAUUUCGUCGCUCGAGGAGCCCGAGCUCAUCGCAGAGACGGAUGGACACUGGCACGACGUGACAGCCCUACGAUUGUGGAUCCGCAAGUCUGAGGUCGAAGGCCAACCCGGGAAGGUCCGCGUGGAGCCGUGGAUUGUGAGUGCAAGUCUGGAUGGUACUCUCAGAAGAUGGAGGUUGAGUGAAUUACUGCAUCCGCCGCCGCCAAAGGUUCCUGCAGAGGAGGUCAAGGUUGCCGAUGUCCCGGUCAACAUACUGGACGCAGAUGAGGAGCGCGAAUUAGCGGAGCUAAUGGACGAAGAUUGA